CCCAGGACCCUGGGAUCAUGACCUGAGCUGAAGGCAGACGCUUAACUGACUGAGCCACCCACGUGCCUUAAGUGUGUUGUUUGAAGCCACUAUAUUGGUGAUAAUUUGUUACAGCCCGAACAGGGAACUAAUGCCUAUCACCAUCUCUCCCCCAAAACAAGGGGCGAAGCAGCGAGAGGGGCUUCCAUGGCACCAAUCAAAGCACUAGAUGUUUAUCCCCAAUCACUAGGGAGACUCAGUGAACUGAAGUCUGACUGCUCUGUGGGAAAUCAGAAAUGCAGACUCUGGGCUGGCUGGCUGCUCCAUGCUGGGGACCAAGGAGAGGGCUGUGCUGGAAUCAGCCGGCGGUCUUCUUGUAGUUGGAACAGAGGAUGUAUGAGUGCUUCCUAUGUGCCACUCAGCCAGCGAAGGGCUCAGUAGAGAGGAAGAUUGCAGUGGACCAGCGGAUUCCUAGGGCUGCAGGGGGGAUGAGUGACCCCCCAGAAUCCAGUGUAGCCUCCUGGAUCCAAGGGACUGCCUGGAUUGAGGAAGGAAAGGCAAACACCAGGGGUUGGCCAGCUGAGAAGGAAGGAGAGGCAGAGCAAGAGGGAGGAAGGACCAUGUCUUCUGCCCAUCACCCCAUCACAUUGUGGCCACCGGUCACGGCAGGCCCCAGCCGGGAGGAGAUGUAACAUUAUAUCAACUUCCAGUGAGCACAGUGACCACUUUUCCAUGGCCUAAGAGUUCUCUGAACAAGUCACAAGACCUGUCUGAAUUGUUCUCCAGGGACAAGGGAAGGAAGCUUGCUUCCCCUUGAGCAGGUUUAAAGGGACUACAGGAGGCAAAAAAAAAAAAAAAAAGAAGAAGAAAGAUUGUUUUAUAACGAUACUCCCUGAGUCCUACUUGAUCAAAGGUACCAAUUACAACCAGGCCAGGUCACUCUUGGCCCUCCCAUUUCUUUUCUCAAAUGGUUGGUUUGGGAUGGGUGCGUGCCUCAGUUCUGGCCAACUGAGGCUCAAAGAGAAGCCUGCUGGAGGGCUUCUGAGAAGUCCUGGCCCUUGCAGAGCCUUUCUGCUUUGGUCAUGAUUGCACCAGGCCAGGAUGCUUGGAGCUGCAGCAGCCAUUCUGCAACCAAGAAGAGAGGCACAGAAGGUAGAGGGGAAAGAUGAAAAGAUGCCUGGGUCCCUCACAACCGCAUCACGCCACUGAACCAAUCCUGGAGCCCCCCACUUCUGACUUCUUAAGUGAACUAAUACCUUUUAUAAAGCUUACGCCGUUAUUAGUUGGGCACUCUGAUAUUCCAGCAACUAAAUACAUUCUAAUGGACAUGACGUUCAAAGGGGAAGAGUCUUGUGUGUGUGUGUGUGUAUAUAUAUAUAUAUAUAUAUCAAGUCUUGUUAUAUAUAUAUUCCCACUUGGGUGGCCCUUACCUACCACCUUAUUGGGUAUUUCUUCUUGUAACUUAUCUCUAUUGCUCAACUAAAAUGAAUACAGCCUUUCUGUGUUAUACCUGGUUAUUACAAGUUAAUGAGCUAUACGUACUAUUAAUUUGCACAUUAAAAUAAAAAAAGUACAAAAAUUAUAGCUUUAGGGGCGUCUGGGUGGCUCAGUCAGUUAAGCAUCAAGUCUUGAUCUCAGCGUCGUGAGUUCAAGCCCAUGCUGGUCGUGGAGCCUACGUUUAAAAAAAAAUUAUAGCUUUACUUUUGACAAUUGAUCUCAUUUUGUUCUCCAGAUUUCUGUGAGUGGCAGGAAAUAAUGCUUGUGCUAGCCAAUAAAAUGCAGCUCAUUCUCUUCUGGUUUUAAGCAGUUUCUUUUGGACACAGCUCCAGUCAGGCUUGAAUUCAGACUCACUAUCAGUACAAUUUCUCUCCUUUCAAGGGGUCUUCCAAGAUGGCAUCUGAGAGCAGGAAGCAUGCUUCUGUUCCUGGUGUAGUGGGAUUACCUGCUCUUGUGUUUUCACUGUAGACCCUAUUACUACUUUGUGAUCCAUUUCCAAUGUGGCUUUAUGCUGCUAUUGUUUGUUAUGACAACCCAACUUUUUAUGAAGUUCCCACAAAACCCAAAAUACCCUUGAGAAGAGUGAAUGGGAAAAACAACAACAACACAACAACAGUGAAUGAACACCCUAAGGAUGACAAAGGGCUUCUGGGUAGAUCGAAGUGGGAGAGGCAGGAUGAGGUGAAUGACCAGACCAGAGGAACACUGUUUUGUGCUUCUUGGUAGGAUGCUCCCUAAAAGCCACAGCAUAGGCUCAGUGGUUUGGAUGGGCCUGGCCAGGGACAUUAAAUCUUAGGUAGUGACUCAAGAAGGUUGUUCCUGGUGCCAGUGACCAGGGGUGGUCCCCACAGUGGCUUUUCCACUGGAUUCCUGUGGUGUGAUCUUGGCUGUGUUCACAAUCCUUCUAUAGUUCCUGUCCAGCUGCCAAGGCUUCUGGCCAUUCUGCGAGCUCCCACUAUUCUUUCUCUUUAAAUUAGCCAGAGUGAGCUUUAGGAUUUUGCCAUCCAGAGCCACAGUGACUCUAAGCUCUCUUAGUAAAUGUAAGGAGAAUGGGUUUCCUGGGAGACAAUUCUCCAUGGGCCUUUUGCAUUUCUGCUUGUCUCACAAAUAGAGGCACCGACUUUUCAAGGGUGUUCAAUAGAGUGAACAACCUUGGAGGAUAGUGAUUGCAUCUCUUUCUGGAGCAAAGAGCAGGUUUGUUUGCUGCCCAUUAUAAAAUAUUUGUGCUCCUAAGCUCAGAGCUUCUCUGGUAAUGCAAACCCCCGCAUGUGCAGGCAUUCACGGGCCCAUCCCUGUGGCACCCAGGGGACAAGGGACAGGCUGUGCUGACAGGAAGAGACUGCUGCUUCUGUACCAUGAGGAAUCCAGGCCUUUGUCUCUGGCCCAGGAGUCUCAGGUUUUUUGGCACACCCAUGACGCCCCGGCAAGCGAGCUGGCUAGCAUGCAAGAGUAAAGCUUCAGAGCCUUCCCGGUUCUUGGCAGGGUGGCCCCCACGGGACUAGGAGAUUCCCAAGAGCUGUUUCCCGACAUCCUACCUACUCACCUCCACUAAACUGGGAGAUGCCUGAGGAAGAAACCCUACUCCUCAGACUUGGAUGGAAACCAAGACAUUUCUCCCCGUCAGACUGAGGCUCUCCAGAGCUGGGUUUGCAUCCUCUGACCCCUCUGCUUACUCCUGUCUCUGCCAACACAGGCCACUCUGAAGGCCCGGAGAAUAAGGAGUAUGUCAAGUAUCCCCUCCCCCAGCCCCAAUUCUUACGCACACAUACAUGACAUUCGGGAGCUACACCCGGCUCUUGCCUGGGCCCUGCUUUCUACUGGACUUGGAGGCAUUUCCUAGGCUCCUUGGAGCGAAGGCAAUGAGCUGGAAGUGGAGUGGGAAGCCAGGGUGAGGAAGGAGAGAGAGAAGACAGAAAGGGGAGGAGAGGACAUAAUGAUACAAGUAAACAUAACGCUUGGAGUGCUUUCUGUAAGCCAGGUAAAGUCUGGUACUGUGUGACUAUCUCUAAUUUACAGAUGAAGAGACUGAGGGUCAGACAACAUGCUGAAGGUCACGUAGCUCUUACGUUUAUGUGGCAGAGCGGGGAUUUGAACCCAGUCUACUGGCGGCCAAAGCCGCCCCCUUCUCCCCUUUAAUGCCUUGCCAAGAGGGAAGGUGGAGGGACACCUGGUUUUAAGUGCUCUUGCAGGCUCUAGAAAAGGCAGCUAUUCCUGGGUGGAACCCUAAGGGCAGGUGAAGUUCUAGCCUCACCCCUUGUGAUCCAACAGGGGCCCUAGAGAUCAGACAAAGUUCUAUGCGUUCUGGGAACUCUGUCUCAUCCCAGUCCCUGAUCAGGGGAAGAGGGCAGCACAGCCUUGGGAAGAAUGGAUAAGCAUGGAGUGAAGACCCACUUGUGGAAGAAGGAGCCAGCGGAGCCGCCGGCCAGCGAGGCGGAGGCGGCCGCAGAGGAGGGGUCGGAGGAAGAGGAGGACGAGGAGGACGAGGAGGUGGCGGCGGCGGCGAGGCCGCGGGAGCAGAGCGGGGCGGAGGGCGAGGCGCCCAGCCGGGAGGCGGAGCGCGGCGAGGGCCCCGAGCGGGGCUCCGUGUCCUACUGCCCGCUGCGCCAGGAGUCCAGCACCCAGCAGGUGGCGCUGCUGCGGCGCGCGGACAGCGGCUUCUGGGGCUGGCUCGGCCCGUUCGCGCUGCUCGGCGGCCUGGCGGCCCCCGCGGACAGGAAGCGGAGCCUCCCGGAGCCGCCGUGCGUGCUGGAGACGCGGCGCCGGCCGCCGCGCGCUGGGGGCUGCGCGCGCUGCGAGAUCCUUUACUGCAAGAAGUGCAGGAACCUGCACAGCCACCCGGCCUACGUGGCGCACUGCCUUCUGGAGCACUCAGAUCUGCGGAAGGCGCGGGCUCCGGGGGGCGCGGGGCCCCCCGGGUGCCCCUGAGCGCCCCCGCCGCCAGCCUUUGUGCCCUCCGUCCUCGCCUGACCCCAGCCUCCCCACCACCUCCUCCAGAAGUGCCCCUUCCCAGAGCGCCUCCUCCAAGCCCGCAAGCCGGCCCACGGUCGCCGUGGGCCUUCCCACCCGUCACCCAGCGCCCACGCAAGGCUGAGCCCAAUAUCACCUGGGGCUCCAUGCCUCCAUGAGCGCCUCCCGAGGGCUACCGUCCCGGCGGCACCCAAGUGCCUCCCGCCCACCGGACUCGCGCCCCCGGCACAGCCUCACAUUCGUCUCCGGGGUAGCUCAGGUCCUCUGGCCCAGUGCGCGGAGGCAUCGCCUAGAUAAACUCACCCCUGGGCUCCCUCGCGGCUGAGAAACCUGCCCCUGCCCCUCCAAUCACUCAAUAAAGCCUCUAAUCAAAAUAUCAGAGCCUUGAGGUGGGGGCCAGGUGGCUCCCUUGAGGGGGAUAAAGACCCUCCUUCGCCUUCCCCGGGGUUCACGUCAGAGGGAAAAGGGCAGGCGGAGGGCCGCCUCCUUCCAUCUCCCCCAGGACAGGGUGGAACAGAGCACUUGCAUCCAAGGUCAGUCAAAGGCCAUUCCCCUGAAAAUGAAGGCGAGGGUCAGGAAUGCCCCUGGGGAGCUGAGGGCUGACUCUUGCUAGAUCAUUCUCCCCUUCCCCUGGAAGCCAGGUCUUGCACUGUUUGUGCAAAUUAAGGCACUGGCAGGUGUGUGUGUGUGGGGGGGGGGGUGGGCGUGGGGGGGGGGAGGACAAGAGAACCAGAUGCUGAAAGGCUGAGACUGGCUGAGGCAGAAGAGAGAGAGGCUGGAGAGCUGGUUCCUUCCCCAGGAAUCCCAGCUAUUCUUGGCCAGCCAGCCAGCUCCUGGAACGCUGCGUGUGUGGCCUGAAGAAUGGGGCCAUUGUGAGCACCAGGCAGCCCCCAGC
Molecule: messenger RNA, 5338 nt
Organism: Zalophus californianus (California sea lion)
Lineage: Eukaryota; Metazoa; Chordata; Mammalia; Carnivora; Otariidae
Gene: PGBDF
Product: chromosome 16 C17orf50 homolog
Exons: 3
Coding region: 3841-4401 (186 amino acids)
Source: RefSeq, a predicted model, not a curated record